AUGAUCGACGAGACACCUGAUACGCGAAGGAUGUUCGUUGAAGACUUGGCUACCGAGUCUGGACUUCGUAAAGUACGACAAGUUGUUGAGACUGAAUUCGCAGCGUCUUACAGCGUUUUGAGACCCAUGUUCGAUACGCACUGUGUUCUGUUCCUUCGUCUAGUCUCCCAUGAUGAGAUACUGUCGUCACUUAUACUCGAGAAGGCUGUGGGAACGAUAUACAAUGUCAUCUACGGACCAGGUGGUAAAAGAGGACUCGUCUUCUUUUCACGACUUGCAGAGUUCCUGACCAAGAUGGAAGAUGAUGCUUCGCGGAGUGAAGUACUAGUUCUGGUUUCGAAAGUACUACUUAGCACUCUUACCCUCAACCAGGAGGCUGCUAUCCAAGCCGACCUCAAAGGAAUCGUUGACAAGCUCUACAGUUGUUACCACGCCCAAACCCCCGAGCCUGACCACAAUCUCCAAAUAGCACACCUGAACAUGCUUAAGAUCAGAGAUAUGCUUUCAAUGGCAGACGCAAUUUCUGCCACAAACGAUAUAAACAUAUCUAGGACUACACCAAAGCAGCAGAUAUCCCCUGAAUCUGCUGUUGAUCUUCCCGGCGAGUUGUCCGAGUUUGGCCCUCGCCACGAUAAUGACCAUUCUGCCAUCUCACAUAUUCAGAUCCUACCUACAAUCUCUGAGAUACUCAGUGAUGACGACCGACCGGAGUUCCUUCCCGUACGCUGCUCUGCCAAUACCUCCUUUCAACAUCAUGAGAGGGGCAUUCGUCGACUUCUCGAUACCCAGUUUCGUCUUCUAAGGGAGGAUACGUCCGGUAUGCUCCGUGAAAGCAUCCGAUUGAUAAUGCGUACGUGGGAGCUCAUUGCCCAUGGCUCGGACUGGAGGUUGAAGCGCAAAUUCCUCCGCAACAACAGUCCCACGCCAGUUCGAGUUUACUCAGGGAUCGAGGUACAAAGGCUGCGAUCUGAACAUAAGGGGGUAGAGGUAGAUGUAGAAUUUGACCAGCUUCAAAGACUCAGGAAUAUGAAUCCAGCCAAGCGAAAGCAAUGGUGGGUCGACUCCAAAGCUUUGAAGGGCGGAACGCUGUUGGCCCUGCUUGAUGCAGAGGACCGGGAAAACGCAGCUGCGGUAUUCCUCCUUCUAUCAAAAAGGGAGAUCGGUUAUGUGGACAAAGCCAUGCAGGGCCCUUCAAAGCCUGAGCACGUCAGCGACGUGGUUAGCGAUGCCAAGAGAGCAAUGGUUACACUGACUCUGGCGAAUCCAACAAAUGCACUGGACUUGGAAAAGCUUGUUUCGUUCUCCAUGAACAAGCCUUUGACAAAACCCCUCAUACUCGUCGAAUUUCCUGCUGUGCCAUAUAACUCUUUCGAGGGAGUUCUACGCUGCCUGCAAAUACUGCACGAAAAUCCAGCACGUAUGCCUUUUUCUGCAUGGCUAGCUCCCAGUAUCGAUAACAACGAGCUGAAUGAAGCCCUAGCGAGCGGCACUGAAACAAACGGUAUCAGUAUCCAACCCCCUGCAUAUCUUCAACCAGGAACAGCUCUUGAUCUUUCCUGCCUUCCUGGUCGCAAGGAAGGCAGUAUAGCGCAUGAAUCGUUGUUCAUGUCCCUCUCUCAGGACCCCCAGGCAUUAUCAGCAGAGCUUUCUGAUAGGACUGCCUUGGAUGAAGGCCAAGCGGAUGCACUAGUUUGGUCACUAAGGCGCAAGAUUGCGCUGAUACAAGGCCCUCCAGGGACUGGAAAGUCGUAUGUCGGUCUACAGCUUGCCCGAUGCCUGUUGAACAACAGACACCUGCUGAAUUUGGGACCAGUUUUAUGCAUCUGCUACACUGCCCACGCACUUGAUCAGUUUCUUGACGGGCUUCUAAAGUCAGGCAUCUCCAAUAUUAUCAGGAUUGGCCCGCGGAGUGCAUCUCCACAUAUCGAGGCCCUGUCAUUAGAUGUGAAGAAGCUGGAACCGGGACCCCGAAUUCGGGGCCUUCCGAGGUUGAAAGGCGAAUCACGAGGAAGACUGGUUGCAAUAAGUGGAAGAAUUGAGGAGCUGCUCCGGAUGGCAGAUAAUGGAAGCCUCAGUCUUGUUCUCAGACUGUUGAAAAGAAAAUUCCCCUUGCAUGCGAGCAGCAUACUUUCUGGAUCUGCCAGUGAAGAAGAAAGUGAUGCAGUGAAGGAAUGGGCUUCUGGAGAUGCGCCUGGCGAUGGUAAAGAUGGCAACAUUGAGCGUUCUAUUGACCGACUACUCCAGGUGGACGUAUGGGUGCUGAAGGCUUCGGAGCGGACUCGUCUGCUUAACUACUGGCGGGACACGGCUCUUGCGGAGCUUACGCAACAACUAUCGGCUCUUUUGAGAGCGCACUCUACGGAAAAGCAUCAACUGACAUCAUCUUACAGCCUGUCUGAUGUGCAUCGACUGAAUGAAUCUCAGGUAGUGGGUGUAACGACCACGCAACUAGCAAACAAUGCUGAUUUACUACGAAACGUCCAUGCCAAGGUACUUAUCUGCGAGGAGGCAGCAGAGGUUCUAGAGUCACAUGUUCUCACUGCGUUGUUACCUUCGAUCCAGCAUGCCAUAUUGAUCGGGGAUCACUUGCAACUACGACCCCGUAUCUCGAAUCUUAGGUUGUCAAUGGAAUCGGAUGGGCAAGGGCCGAAAUACAACCUUGAUGAAUCACUCUUCGAACGUCUCGCCAAUUAUCGGUUUGGGGAGGUGGUAUCUAGCCCAGAGGUGCCGACUAAGGUGGGGUACUGCUUCCCUGUCAUGCAGUUGAGCCAUCAGCGACGCAUGCAUCCGUCGAUCUCGAACCUUGUCCGGCAGACAUUAUAUCCCAGGCUUCAAGAUCAUGCUACGACGGCUUUAUACCCCGACGUAUCCGGUAUUGAACGCAGAUUAUUCUGGCUCGAUCAUCGCCAUAUGGAGGAUCCCACUGACCCCACAGAGGCAAUGCAAAGCAAGACAAAUACCUGGGAGGUGGGAAUGGUAACUGCGUUGGUCAGGUACCUCUGUCAGCAGGGCAAGUAUGGACCUGGUGAAAUCGCCGUUCUGACGCCAUACGCUGGGCAGCUGAGGAUGCUGAAAGAUGUCCUGGGAAAAGAAAUGGCACUGAUCAUCAGCGAGACGGACUUGGACGCCCUAGACGAGCCUGAGGAGUCAGAGAGGCAUGGAAGUCAUGCGAAUGGGAGGGGCAAAUGGUACAAUAGGCAAGAAAAUACUCGAAAAGGGUCGCUACUGGAUGUGCUACGAUUGGCCACGGUAGACAACUUCCAGGGUGAGGAAGCGACUGUCAUCAUCGUAUCUCUUGUCCGAAGCAACCGUUAUCAAAACUGUGGAUUCCUCAAGAUGCCAAACCGGAUCAAUGUUCUGCUGAGUCGCGCUAAGCAUGGUAUGUACAUCAUCGGCGAUGCAAGUACGGCGUCAACUGCACCGAUGUGGUCAUCAGUCAUCCAACUGCUCGAGAAGGGUAGGAAUAUCGGCCCAAAGCUUGAGCUACGUUGCGACCGUCACCCCGAUAACCGAUUUCAUGUCUCCUGUCCGAACGACUUUUCGAUACACGCGCCUGAAGGAGGGUGUGCGGAGAAAUGCAGUCUGAGGCUCAACUGUGGACAUAUUUGCACGGUAAAAUGCCAUUCAGAGAGACAGCACAAAGCAGUAAGGUGCAUGGAGCUAUGUACCCGGAUGAGAGAUUGUGGCCACGCAUGCGCCAAGAAAUGCCAUGAACCUUGUGGAGAAUGUGUGGAGAUGGUUUACGAUGUUCCUCUCCCAUGCGGACAUAAAGCCGAGCGUAUUGAGUGCAAGCACAUGGGCGAUCUUGGAAGGGUGCGAUGCACUGAACAGGUCGUCCGCACAAUGGACGGCUGCGGUCACAUCAUGAAGAUACGCUGCUUCGAGAACACGGACACCCUGAGAUGCUCGAAUCGAUGUGAUAGUCCGCUGGCUUGUGGACACUCUUGCCGGCACCUAUGUUGGCAAUGCCGAUACGUGGUUGGUGAUUCUUAUCAUGUUGAUCAUGGCUCCUGCCAAAGUCCAUGUGGAAGGGGAUUCGCAACCUGCUCACACGCCUGUCACCGACCAUGUCAUUCAGGCACUGCAUGUCCGCCUUGCGACCUGACCUGUGACGUACGCUGUAGACAUAGUCGCUGUGCGAAUAAAUGCAGUGAUCCGUGUCCUCCAUGUGCCGAGCCAUGUGGGUGGGGAUGUCAGCACCGAGAACGGUGUAAUCUGCCGUGUGCGGUGCCGUGUAGCAAUCUUCCUUGCAGUUUCAGAUGUGAGAAAAAGCUUCGCUGUGGGCACCGGUGCCCUGGAUUGUGCGGAGAAAGGUGUCCGGACCCUCGGUACUGCAGAGACUGCUGUGGACAGGAUAUCCGCACGCAGAACGUCGACAUGAUCGAGUUCAGGACAUACGAGGACAUCAAUGUAGAUGAGGAUCCACUGGUGUUCCUCUCUUGUGGCCACUUCUACACCGUAUCCUCCCUGGAUGGCAUCAUGGGGAUGUCCGACCACUACGAAUUAGACCCAUCGGCGGGUGAAAUCGUUGCUCCGAAGCUGCAUCGAAUCCUGGAUUCCGGACGUCCGAAAGGGUGUCCCGAAUGCCGUACACCCCUCCGUGAUAUUGACCGCUAUAAUCGGAUUAUCAAACAGGCAUUCCUCGACGAAGCAACGAAAAGGUUUGCCACUCAAGCGAGCACUAGGUUUGCGGACCUGGUGAAAGAGGUUGGGAAGUAUGAGAUGGAGAUUGAGAGCGAAAGAGCCAGGUUUGUCCGGGACUGGUCGCUGGAAGCAGUUGAAACAAAAGAUGUCGAUGAAGUCCAACGCUCAAUCGAUGCCUAUCGCAAAAGUGGAAACAGACUCAUCAAGCGGAUUAAAGAGUUCACCAAAUCAGUGGCGAAAUCCGAACAGCCAUUUGGCAGGGUGAGCAGCAUCUUCGCGUCUGCAGCGGCAAGACGUGACAUGCCUGCAGUCUGCUUUCAAUUUAACGAGUCGGAAAUCCAGACGGGCUUUCAAUCACGCGGACAUGUUCUGAACCUGCAACUCACAUGGAUCCUUCUUUGGGACCUGGAUAGAAUCUACAGCAACAAGACCAUUGACCCACGCAUCCGGGGGACUCUGGGACAGGUGGUCAAGAACCAGGUUGCCGGCCUCCUGAGCAAGUGUCUAGCGUUAGCAAACUACUGCCAUGGAGCCAAGUUUCUGCAACAGGAAGUUGAGUCCCGAAUCCACCAUGUUUUGUUUACGAUGCUAUCUCUUAGCAAUUCCCAAGCACUGGGUAAUCCUGUCGACGGGUCUACCGACGCCUCGAUCCGUGCAAAAGCGCUCGAGGAGUUGAAAGCCUGCGAACAGAUGUGUUUGCGUCACGAGCACAUUCUGGGGUCCUUGCGUGAAGACAUCGUCCAAGCAAGGAUUCUGGUCAACGGUGGGACAUUUUACAGCUCCGUGACCAGGGAAGAGAGACGCCAGGUCUACCAGGCCAUGGCACCGCAGUUCAGUGGAACGGGCCAUUGGUACUACUGUGAAAACAACCAUCCGUUCACGGUGGGAGAGUGCGGCAUGCCGAUGGAGGAAGCUCGUUGCCCGCAGUGUGACGCACCAGUGGGCGGUAUCGAUCAUCAGUUUGCUCCAGGGAUCCGCAGAGCAGAUGAUAUGGAUGCGGAGUUUGGUCAUGCAUCACUGGUGUGA
Molecule: messenger RNA, 5670 nt
Organism: Aspergillus ibericus CBS 121593
Lineage: Eukaryota; Fungi; Ascomycota; Eurotiomycetes; Eurotiales; Aspergillaceae
Product: P-loop containing nucleoside triphosphate hydrolase protein
Exons: 5
Coding region: 1-5670 (1889 amino acids)
Biological process (GO): regulatory ncRNA-mediated heterochromatin formation
Cellular component (GO): nucleus; nuclear RNA-directed RNA polymerase complex
Molecular function (GO): helicase activity; zinc ion binding
Source: RefSeq, a predicted model, not a curated record